This is a messenger RNA of Labrus bergylta (ballan wrasse), 898 nucleotides long. It is a transcript of the gene cav4b, whose product is annotated as caveolin 4b. Gene Ontology annotation, molecular function: molecular adaptor activity. The record is from RefSeq and is a predicted model, not a curated record. Lineage: Eukaryota; Metazoa; Chordata; Actinopteri; Labriformes; Labridae. Gene Ontology annotation, biological process: cell differentiation; regulation of cytosolic calcium ion concentration; caveola assembly. Gene Ontology annotation, cellular component: focal adhesion; sarcolemma; caveola.
UUGGUUUUGAUUAUAAGUGUGUUUGAUUGGCAGCAGGCAUCACUGUAUAUUUAACUGUGUUUGCAUGUCUCUCUUUCCUCAGUAAGGAUGAUGAUGGUGAGCGAUGACUGUCUUGUGGAGUGUAAGAUCGAUGAUGACAGCGAAGAAGAAAACGGAGAAGAGGAACAAUUAAAAAUUCCUCCACCUCCUCCAGAGUUUGCGUCUAAAGCCUCGACUCCAGUGCCAAAACCACCAACCCCUCCCACAGCCCCUGCUACGCCCACACCCACGCCAACACCUACACCAACACCUACACCUUCAUCCGCCCAGCCUGUCAACAGAGACCCUUACGGCAUCAAUAAGCACCUAAAGGUGGAGGUCAGUGACGUGCUGGUGGAGCCCACCACACCUCAUAGCAUAGACCAGGUGUGGUUUUAUAGCGUCUCAGGCUUUGAGAAGACUCGUAUCUGGACAUACCGCUGCCUCUCCUUGCUGUUUGCUGUGCCCUUGGCGCUCCUCUGUGGUGUAUUCCUGGCCAUUCUUGCCAGUCUACAUGUCUGGUUUUUAGUGCCUUGCAUACAGCUGAGCAACACCUUCGUCCCGUGCCUGCGGUCAUUGUGUCUGUGUUCUGUGAAUGUUUUCAUCUCUCCCUUCUGCACAUCUCUAGCUCUCUGCUGCAGCCAAAUCAACGUUUUACUGUCCAAAAAGGACUGGCAUCCGACAAGAGACAAGGAGGCUGUUUGAAUGUUUGAGAGAAAGAGAGAGAGAGAGAGAGAGAGAGAGAGAGAGAGAGAGAGAGAGAGAUGUAACCUUUUUUUAUUUGAUUUUGUAUUAUUAUUCUGCAGCCUGGUGAUGUUAAUACUGUGUCAUAUGUUUUCUACAUGAUAGCUUAUUAUUAUUUUGUAAUAUUAUUAAAACU